AUCAAUAUAUUUAACAGACAGCUGACAUAUGGGAAAAAAACAUGUUGCGCUUGUAAAAAUUGAAUAAAUUUAAGCAAAAUUCAAUUAAAACGUAAAUCAGCUUACCAGGAGCCGACGCUGACAACAUGGCCGACUCAAAAGCCAGCGUAGAGGACGGCGAGGAGAAGGCGUUUAACUGCAUUGACGAGGCAAAUGCGAUCAUCAACGACGUGAAGGCGCACGUAGCUGAAAUAUGCAUCUCUUCCAAGCUGGCCAGCGAUGCCACGCAGAUAUACCUGAAUAUACGGACCAUAGAGAGUGCCACUUGCUGCGUGCAGGUAACCAGUCGCGGCUUCAAGAUUGUCUCCUCCCUGUACGACACCGUCGAUGCCGAUAAGAGGAUGGCCGCAAAGCUACACAUCGAUGAUGUGGACGCGGCAGAGGAUGAUGAGGAGAUCUUUGAAACGCCCUAUGCGCUGCUGGACAAGAUAAGUCCCCGCUAUGUGGAAUCCUUCGGCAACCAACUUUGCCAGCAACUCAGGCAAUUGCAGCAGAUGCGGACAGAGUUCCUUGAGGAGGAAGAAGAGGAAGAGGAUGCCGACUAGUGACUGGAAAGAAACUCGGACCCGAGGCUGUAUACUCUUUAGACACAAGAUUUUAAUGUUAGUUUUGUUUAAUGUUUACUCGUAAUGGUAUCUCGUGCGUUCUCUGGAGUGGGUCGAGGGCCCAUCUUCGAUGUCUUUAGAUAUUUAUGCGUGUGUUUGUGUGUGUGUGUGUGUACCAUAAAGUAUUCCCGCGAGAGUUGGUCACCGAAUCGCUUCAUUUUACCAUAGACUAUAUAAUUUUAGGGCCAACUGCUCCCGUUUCGCGUGUAACAUCGAUGUAACAUUGUCCUUGCUUAGCAAAAACCAAACACUCAAUCCAAAUCCCAAAUUAGACUUUAAGGCGUUUCAAGAAUAAAGAUUGUGAUUGCAGUUCCAAGUCUGUUAGUUUC
Drosophila obscura is the source of this 973-nucleotide messenger RNA. Its product is annotated as GSK3-beta interaction protein. Gene Ontology annotation, cellular component: cytoplasm. The coding region runs from base 126 to 584 and encodes 152 amino acids. NCBI's taxonomy places the organism in Eukaryota, Metazoa, Arthropoda, Insecta, Diptera, Drosophilidae. Gene Ontology annotation, biological process: regulation of canonical Wnt signaling pathway. The record is from RefSeq and is a predicted model, not a curated record. The transcript has a single exon. Gene Ontology annotation, molecular function: protein kinase A binding; kinase regulator activity.